This is a messenger RNA of Plasmopara halstedii, 1629 nucleotides long. RefSeq names its product dihydrolipoyllysine-residue succinyltransferase component of 2-oxoglutarate dehydrogenase. The transcript has a single exon. Lineage: Eukaryota; Oomycota; Peronosporomycetes; Peronosporales; Peronosporaceae. Gene Ontology annotation, molecular function: dihydrolipoyllysine-residue succinyltransferase activity. Gene Ontology annotation, biological process: tricarboxylic acid cycle. The record is from RefSeq and is a predicted model, not a curated record. Gene Ontology annotation, cellular component: oxoglutarate dehydrogenase complex. The coding region runs from base 1 to 1629 and encodes 542 amino acids.
AUGCACGGUUCCGGACGCGUUGUGCUGCACGCCCGUGCUACCGCGCGUGCCAAUGGAGCUGCCCGCCGCUCACUCACAUCUCUAGCUCGUAAUUCUACCAUCAAGUUCGCACGAUCAUCCAAGCUUGACACGCUCAAGCUUCGUGACGUGAAUGCUAUAUCCGCUCGUACGCAUCGUUUUAAAGCCGCAUCGAUCCUUCAGCUUCGUGCAUUUUCAAGUUCUAACGAGGUGAAAGAUGUUCCUGUUCCAUCUAUGGGUGACUCAAUUUCCGAGGGAACCGUCGUAGAAUGGCUUAAGCAGCCAGGAGAUGCUGUGGCCGAGGACGAAGUUGUUGUCGUGCUGGAGACGGACAAAGUGAGCGUAGAUGUCCGUUCGCCCUUCGCUGGUACCAUGGGAAAACAGCUGGCAGCUACUGAUGAUAACGUAACGGUAGGUUCCUCACUCUUUCAGAUUGUCAAAGGUGAGGCAGGCUCGCAGAGUGCACAGAGUACGGAAACAAAGGCUGUGCCGGCUUCCACUUCGGCAGGUGAAGAAACGAUCGUUCCCGUACCUUCUAUGGGCGACUCUAUUUCAGAAGGAACUGUUGUUGAAUGGAUUAAAAAAGUGGGAGAUUAUGUGAGCGAGGACGAAGUUGUAGUCGUGCUCGAGACUGACAAGGUGAGUGUGGAUGUUCGGGCACCAAAGAGUGGCACUAUUUCCAAAACGUUGGCUGACGUGGACCAAACAGUAGAAAUUGGCGUGCCACUCUUUUCGAUAAAACCUGGUGGUGAGGCCUCUACUGCAUCAAAAGUCGCUCCAACUCCCACUUCGGCUCCUACUCCUGAAGCCAUCUCGACUUCAUCACCCAAUCCUAAAGCCUCGACGUCUGUUGCUACCCCCAAUCCUGUCGUUCCUGGUGCUAAUCCAUUGAUAGCAAUGCCCAAGCGUGCAAUUCGUCGUGAGAAAAUGAGCCGCAUGCGUCUACGUACGGCUGAACGACUGAAGGAAUCGCAAAACACAGCAGCCAGCCUCACGACUUUUCAAGAGGUGGAUAUGUCCAAACUCAUGGAUCUUCGUAAGCAAUAUAAAGACGCAUUUGAAGCCAAGCACGGUGUCAAGCUAGGAUUUAUGUCAGCUUUUGUUAAGGCAAGUGCGUCAGCACUGCUUGAAGUGCCUGGUGUCAAUGCAAUGAUCGACGAUGAGCAUCAGGAGAUCGUGUACCGUGAUUACGUUGACAUGAGUGUUGCUGUGUCUACCCCCAAGGGUCUGGUCACGCCAGUAUUGAAAAAUACUGAAUCCAUGAGCUUUGCUGAUGUAGAAAAGAAAUUGUCUGAACUAGCGAUUCGUGCGCGUGAUGGAAAACUUUCGUUGGAAGAAAUGACCGGUGGCAAUUUUACAAUCUCGAACGGCGGUGUCUUUGGCUCACUUAUGGGCACGCCGAUCAUUAAUCUGCCACAGUCGGGAAUCCUUGGAAUGCACAACACCAAGAUGCGUCCUGUUGUUGUGAAUGGUGAAGUGGUCGCACGUCCUAUGAUGUACCUUGCACUCACCUACGACCACCGACUCGUUGACGGUCGUGAAGGCGUCACGUGUCUUAAGGCCAUUGCUGACAAGAUUGAGAAUCCGGAACGUCUCUUGCUUGACAUUUAA